AUGCGGGGGUUCCCAGGGAUGAUUGGGAGUAUUGACUGCAUGCACUGGGAGUGGAAAAAUUGUCCUAAAGGAUGGGAAGGUCAAUUCACCAGGGGGGAUGAGGGAACCACCACAGUUAUUCUUGAAGCAGUUGCAUCUCAUGAUCUACGGAUCUGGCAUGCCUUUUUUGGAUGUCCGGGAACGUUGAACGAUAUAAACGUUCUAGACCGGUCACCAGUGUUUGAUGAUGUGGAACAGGGAAAGGCUCCAAGGGUGAAUUACUUUGUGAAUCAACGUCCCUAUAAUAUGACAUACUAUCUAGCUGAUGGUAUCUACCCUUCUUAUCCAACUUUCGUCAAAUCGAUUCAACUUCCUCAAAGUGAACCCGAUAAGUUAUUUGCAAAACAUCAGGAGGCAUGUCGGAAGGACAUUGAACGUGCUUUUGGAGUGUUUUAA
Medicago truncatula (barrel medic) is the source of this 435-nucleotide messenger RNA. RefSeq lists its product as uncharacterized. The record is from RefSeq and is a predicted model, not a curated record. Lineage: Eukaryota; Viridiplantae; Streptophyta; Magnoliopsida; Fabales; Fabaceae. The transcript has a single exon. Bases 1 to 435 code for a protein of 144 amino acids.